UUUUUCAAGAGGGGGUGGAGUUAGGGAGGAGCAAUUAUAAGUAGUUUGGUCAGAGGCACUGAGAGAGGGUAAUAUUAGGAAACGAACUUGAGGAAGUUGAACAGUUCGUGUCCAAAGAAAUCUCCUGCAUCAUGAGCUCCGAAUCUGGACAAACUAUAACCGUGAAGACGGGUGAAGCGGUAGCUGCUGCUGACACUGUUGCUGCUCCAAAGAAAGGGGAGUGGAAGUGCCCCCUGAGUGAUCAUCAUGUCCACAGAGAAGAUGUGAGAAAGAUUUGGAAAGAGUGCCAAGAGGAAAGCUUCUGGUACAGAGCCCUUCCCCUCUCAAUGGGUAGCAUGGCUGUCACCGGUGGUCUUAUCUACAAUGGUGUUUGGCAAUCGUCAAAGAAAUUUGGACCAUUUCCAAAACUCUUAGUUGCUGGGAUCCUUGGUUUCGCAGUGGGAAAAGCAUCUUAUGUUGGGACCUGCCGAAGCAAAUUCCAGGAGGUUGGCUUUGAAGGUGGACCGAGAUCUGGACCCUGGUCUAAGGAAGGUUCCUUUGGACCUUUCAAUAAAUUGGGUCAUGGACACAGAUCUUGCCACCAUGUGUGUGAAGAAUGUAAGAAGGCGACUCCAGCUGCACCUGCAGAACAAGUGAAAAGCUAGAGGUGAACAAAGAAAAAAUACUUUGUGCCCAGUCUAGAAUCGUCGACUGACUGCUAGUGUGGAUAUAUCAGUUGUAGCUUUUUUUGUUUCUUAAGUGACUUGAAUACAGCAUAAUUUUGCCGACUGUACGUUUUAUAUGCUGCACAUCAUUAUUCAUUCAGGAGAAACCUGACACAAAAUUGCCACUAGGGGUAGCUGUCAUGCUUUCAGUCAUAGAUCCUGUGUAAUGUAUUUCAUCUGACCAUAUACCACUUUAUUAUAGCGGGUGCCUUAAUCAGAUCGCAUCAGUCAUUUGAUUUCAUUAUCAGCUUCAAUAUGCUUUUGCAACAACUAUCUAACAGAAUAAAUACUCCAUACAA
Messenger RNA from Eleginops maclovinus (Patagonian blennie), 1003 nucleotides. It is a transcript of the gene ociad2, whose product is annotated as OCIA domain containing 2. NCBI's taxonomy places the organism in Eukaryota, Metazoa, Chordata, Actinopteri, Perciformes, Eleginopidae. Gene Ontology annotation, cellular component: mitochondrial inner membrane. Bases 132 to 644 code for a protein of 170 amino acids. The record is from RefSeq and is a predicted model, not a curated record. The transcript is spliced from 7 exons.